AUGGGAACCCCAUGGCGUAAAGGUAGAUGUCGCAAGUGCAAAAUCUAUGGGCACUUUGCAAAAGAGUGCAAAACGAAGGCAAAAGAAGAACGACAAGAGGCUACUCAUCAUGCCAAUGUCGAGGCAGAGCCAGCUCUGAUGGUGGCGCAUGUUUGCAACAUCAAGAGGCUGAGCACGCCGGUGUCGCAGCAUGUGUUCCUAAAUCAGGAACGCGUAUUCCCGGCGAAAUACCACGAAGGAGCGUGGGUACUAGACAUGGGCACCACGAACCAUAUGAUGGGGCGCCGAGAAGCCAUGGCGACUCUGGACGAGACGGUCCGGGGCGCAGUGAAGUUUGGUGAUGGGUCGAUAGUGGAGAUUCACGGGAUCGGUGCCGUAACGAUCGCUGGAAAGAACAACGACCACCGAGUUCUCACAGAGGUAUACUUUAUUCCAUCUCUUAAGUGCAAUAUUGUUAGCCUUGGUCAGCUCGAAGAAGGGGGAUGCCGGGUUGAAAUCGAUCACGGUAUUCUGGAAGUGUUUGAGCGGCAGCAGGAUGGACAAGAAAAGCGUGGAGUGUUAAUUAGGGCGGAGAGGAAAAAUCGCUUGUAUAUCAUGAAAGUGAAUCUUACUUCGCCUUCAGCACCGCAGAUACAAUGGGCGACACCACCGACAGGAGCUUCGGUUGAUUCAGAAGGCAUUCCAUUGAGGUAUAGAACGAUACCCGAUUUGCUUGAUUCCACUAAUGAAGUUCGUGGUUUUGAGUACGAGUGGCUUGUGUUUGGUCGCCUCUGA
Molecule: messenger RNA, 774 nt
Organism: Miscanthus lutarioriparius
Lineage: Eukaryota; Viridiplantae; Streptophyta; Magnoliopsida; Poales; Poaceae
Source: the annotation of a GenBank genome assembly